GUAUAAAAUAUCAAUUUUAGUCAGAAAAUUACAUUAUCCUCGGAAUACAUGGGUAUUUCAUUUUAUAACUUCUUCUGGAUAACAACUUCUUUCUUGUUUUCACCUGAAGUGUUGUUAUAAGCAGUUAAGAAGUUGUUGAUUGUAAAAUGUUAAAAGUAAAGAUUGUUUAUUCCAGUUCAUAACCAAUGAUAUUGGAAAGAAUGCAUGUGAUAUAAUGUUCUAUGUAUUGCAGCAUGUGAAUUGUUAUUCCAAAGAAUUGCAAUACGCAAUUCAGGCCAAUGCCCAUCUCUUGUGAUAACAUAAUUUGUUAUUCUGGGGCCAAAGUUUGUAAAUACUCUUGAUUAAAAUUUGAUACAUAAGUAAUACCUGAAUGGAUACAUGUGUAUGAUGAUGCAGUGUACAGUGUGCUGUACCUUAUUGAAUCAAGCCAUGUAUGUGUUGCAGGAUAGAGGGCUUCGUGUCCAAGUGUGAACAUGGCCGAGGAAGAGGGAGCUCCGACAGACAGUUCAUCUUCAUCAACAAGAGGCCGUGUGACUCAGCCAAGUUGUCCAAGCAGAUCAAUGAGGUGUACCACAGCUACAACCGCCAUCAGUACCCCUUUGUGGUGUUGACCAUCACUAUGGACAAAGAGAGUGUUGAUGUGAAUGUGACCCCCGACAAGAGACAGCUCUUCCUUCAGGGGGAGAAACUCCUACUAGCAACACUGAAGACGUCACUGGUGAAGAUGUUUGAGCCAACUACCAACAUACUAAAGAUCAACACCUUCAUGACUCUCAACACUAGCAGAGGUGACAAAGAUGACGACAGUUCAGAUACAGGGUCUGACAGAUCAUUGCAGGUGGUACCAGAAGGACCAAAAACAGGAAAGCCAACUCUCGUGAACACCCUGUCCAAACUAAAGCGGUCAUUUUCCAGCGCUUUUGCAAAGGAUGAUGGGACAGGACACUUUCAGACUUCUAGUCCUGAACAAUCAAAACAGAGAAGACUUGACAAAUGGACAUUACCCCAAAGUCAAAGUCUCCCUGCAAAGUUCAAAUCUGAGGAAACCUCACCUGGUAAAUCUUCUCUUUCAAAGUUUCUGUGCAAACAAUCCACAAACUUGGGAGAAUCUGAUUCUGUGAUAGACUCCGACUCAGGGAUGACAGAAUCCCCCAGCAAACACUCAUCUGCAUUAUCUCGGAAAACAGGAGCUGAUCAUUUGUUUUCAUCUCCAGUGAGUGCAGAAAGAGGCUCACAUGUUGACAGUUUUUUAUCAGAUUUUAAACAGAAGUGCACCAAGGAUGCAACAAACAGUGAAUGUGGAUCCAGUCAAUCCUCAGAUUGUGUUAUUGUUGUUCCGGAACUGAUCCCAUCUCCCCAAGGUAGUGACUCCACAUUCUGUAGCCAAGAAUCCAAAACAGACAGCUUUGCUGUACCAGACACAGAUCUGGACUAUAUUCAGUGUGAGGAAGACACAGCUGAUGAGGGCAUGUCAUCUCUGAAAACUUCAAAACAUUCAAGUCCAAAUAUGGUAAACCUUGAGGAAAUGUCUAAAUCCUCUGUGUUAAAGAAGACAAGAUUAAAAGGUGAUACAUGUGAACUAGAGGAUGUUGUAGAUGUAGAGGAGGAGGCAUCACGCUGGGCUGCUGCAGGUGUUUCAGGAGAAGCUUCACGGGAGAGUCCAGAUGAUACACUACUACCUCAGGAAUGUCAGGUUACCCUGCUGGAGUUUGAUGAGAAAGAAGAGGUUCACAAAAGAGAGAGAAGACUUCCGUUUUCCUUCAGUGCUUUCAAGGCGAGGAAACAGGCUCUGAAUGAAACAAGCCAUGAUGGAAAUGGUGAUACAGAUUUCAGCCGCAGUUUCCGAGCCAAGAUUUCCCCCCAGGACAACAGGUCUGCUGAAGAGGAGCUCCAGAGAGAAAUAACGAAAGACAUGUUUGGCAAGAUGGAGAUCAUCGGCCAGUUUAACCUGGGCUUCAUCCUGGCCAAGCAUGGGGAGGACUUGUUCAUUGUGGAUCAGCAUGCGACUGAUGAGAAGUACAACUUUGAGAUGUUACAGAGACAUACAGUCAUACAGAGUCAGAAGCUUAUACUUCCCCAAAACCUGGAGCUGACCGCCAGCAAUGAGACUAUCCUGAUAGACAACCUAGACAUCUUCAGGAAGAAUGGCUUUGACUUUGUCAUUGAUGAAACAGCCCCUCCCACCAGCAGAGUGAAACUGACCUCAACGCCAGUCAGUAAAAACUGGAACUUUGGCAAAGAUGACAUAGAAGAACUCAUCUUCAUGCUGACAGACUCACCAGGUGUCAUGUGUCGGCCGUCACGAGUCAGGAUGAUGUUUGCCUCAAGGGCCUGUCGGAAGUCCAUCAUGAUUGGAACAGCUCUCAAUAAAGCAGAAAUGAAAAAGCUGCUGUGCCAUAUGAGUGAUAUUGAGCAGCCAUGGAACUGCCCCCAUGGUCGUCCAACAAUGAGGCAUCUGUUCAAUCUCAACAUGCUGCCAAAAUGAUCGUUUCCAGUGCAGCUGUUGAUGUUCGCUCAAGAGUUGUCUCCCUUGAAUCAGUGAUCUUUUAGCAAGGCGCACCUUAACAGUGUGAGAAAAUCAGAAUCAUUAAACAGACAUUAUCUGUGAAAGUUUAAUGACAAGAAGCUGUAAAUAAAGACUUUUUAAAUCUGC
Molecule: messenger RNA, 2653 nt
Organism: Haliotis rubra (blacklip abalone)
Lineage: Eukaryota; Metazoa; Mollusca; Gastropoda; Lepetellida; Haliotidae
Product: mismatch repair endonuclease PMS2-like
Exons: 18
Coding region: 434-2485 (683 amino acids)
Biological process (GO): mismatch repair
Cellular component (GO): MutLalpha complex
Molecular function (GO): mismatched DNA binding; ATP-dependent DNA damage sensor activity; ATP hydrolysis activity
Source: RefSeq, a predicted model, not a curated record